UUAUUUUAAUAUUAUACGAUUCUAAAAAUUGUGUUUACUUGGUUAUUGAAGUGGUGAAAAUCCAAGCACAAACCCCCCAAUCCCCAAUGCCCAGAUUCCUCUCUUAGUCCCAUCCUUUUGUUCUUCACAACAAUCACAAAAUGAAACGAGAACACCCAAAUUUCCAUAACCCAUCAGCUGCAGCUUCCGCGUUCGGAAGCUCCUCCACCAUGCCAAAUAACAGUAACACUACUGACAUGAAUAACUGCAAGCCCAAGCUUUGGGAGGAGGCUGAAGACGGCGGCGCCGGCGGUGGCAUGGAUGAGUUACUGGCGGUUCUGGGUUACAAAGUUAGAUCAUCGGACAUGGCAGAAGUAGCUCAAAAACUUGAGCAACUUGAAGAAGUUAUGUGUAGUGUUCAAGAAGAUGGACUGUCUCAGUUAGCUUCUGAAACUGUUCAUUACAAUCCUUCUGAUCUCUCUUCUUGGUUGGAAACUAUGCUGUCUGAACUUAACCCUAAUCCCAAUACUUUUGACCCAAUUGCUCAGUUCGGUUCUCAAUCUCUUGAUAACUCCUUUUUCGCCCCUUCAAACCCCGAAUCUUCUACAAUUACAUCCCUUGAUUUCGAACAGAAUCAAAUUCGUCGUCUUCCAUCAGAUUUCGAUCUCAAAGCAAUUCCUGGUAAGGCGAUUUUUGAUUCUUCAGCCUCCUCGUCAUCCUCAUCAUCUCGAGAUCCCAAGCGUUUGAAACCCACAUACCCAUCACCGCCACCGCCUCCACAAGCGGCGUCAUCUUCCUCCUCUUCCGGCGGUUCUUUCAAUAUUUCAACAACUGAGUCAACAACAGCAACUCGUCCAGUAGUCCUGGUUGACUCACAAGAAAACGGCGUUCGACUCGUUCACUUACUCAUGGCCUGCGCAGAAGCUGUUCAAGAAAAUAAUCUAACCCUAGCCGAAGCACUCGUUAAACAGAUCGGUUUCUUGGCCGUGUCUCAGGCCGGAGCUAUGCGUAAAGUCGCCACUUAUUUCGCCGAGGCUUUAGCUCGGAGAAUUUACGGACUGUUCCCUCAAAACCCUAUUGAUCUUAAUCUGUCUGAUAUUCUUCAGAUGCAUUUUUAUGAGACCUGCCCGUAUCUAAAAUUCGCUCACUUUACUGCAAAUCAAGCAAUUCUUGAAGCUUUUGAGGGGAAAAAACGAGUCCAUGUGAUUGAUUUUUCUAUAAAUCAAGGCAUGCAGUGGCCUGCUUUAUUACAAGCUUUGGCUCUUAGACCCGGUGGUCCACCCGCUUUCCGGUUAACCGGAAUUGGGCCGCCGUCGCAUGAUAAUUCAGACCAUUUACAAGAGGUGGGGUGGAAGUUGGCUCAGUUGGCGGAGACUAUUCAUGUUGAGUUUGAGUAUAGAGGGUUUGUUGCUAAUAGUUUAGCUGAUCUUGAUGCUUCUAUGCUUGAACUCAGACCCAGUGAGUUCGAAUCGGUUGCUGUUAACUCAGUUUUCGAGUUGCAUAAAUUGUUGGCUAGACCGGGUGCUCUUGACAAGGUUUUGUCUGUUGUUAAGCAAAUGAAGCCUGAGAUUUUCACUGUUGUUGAGCAAGAAGCGAAUCAUAAUGGACCGGUGUUUUUAGACCGGUUUACUGAGUCGUUACAUUAUUACUCGACUCUGUUUGACUCGUUGGAGGGAUCGGUUAGUACACAAGAUAAGGUUAUGUCAGAAGUGUACUUAGGGAAGCAGAUUUGUAAUGUGGUAGCAUGUGAAGGAGCUGAUCGAGUUGAGAGGCAUGAGACGUUGACUCAGUGGCGAACUCGGUUUGGCUCGGUUGGGUUUAACCCGGCUCAUCUUGGGUCUAACGCGUUUAAGCAAGCUAGCAUGUUGUUGGCUUUGUUUGCCGGAGGAGAUGGGUAUAGAGUGGAGGAGAAUAAUGGGUGUUUGAUGUUAGGGUGGCAUACACGGCCGCUCAUCGCCACCUCGGCGUGGCGGCUGGCUAACAAGCAAGUUGUUGUGGCUCAGUGAGUUGGAAUCGGACGAGUUGUAGGUCAACUUAAAUUCAACAUCACCAAACCCUAGUGGAGAAGGAUUGGUAAUUGUAAUAUGCUGAGCUGGCCAUGGGUGAAAUUGAGACCCACCACUCUCAUAGUCUCUUUCACUUUUUUGAGUUUCUUUUAAUUUUUUUUUAUUUCAUCACUUUUGUAAUAUAGGUUUUCUUUCAGAUUUUAAUUUAUGUGGGUGACUUUUCUUUUUGGGUAUUUUGCAGGAUGUGUAUUUAUAAAUAUGAAUAUAUUUGGUGGUAAUAAUAAAAUAGAGCAAAUUAUUUUAA
This is a messenger RNA of Mercurialis annua (annual mercury), 2289 nucleotides long. Its product is annotated as DELLA protein GAI-like. Gene Ontology annotation, molecular function: DNA-binding transcription factor activity; sequence-specific DNA binding. Gene Ontology annotation, biological process: salicylic acid mediated signaling pathway; regulation of seed dormancy process; negative regulation of gibberellic acid mediated signaling pathway. NCBI's taxonomy places the organism in Eukaryota, Viridiplantae, Streptophyta, Magnoliopsida, Malpighiales, Euphorbiaceae. The record is from RefSeq and is a predicted model, not a curated record. Bases 141 to 1985 code for a protein of 614 amino acids. The transcript has a single exon. Gene Ontology annotation, cellular component: nucleus.